Molecule: messenger RNA, 725 nt
Organism: Eutrema salsugineum
Lineage: Eukaryota; Viridiplantae; Streptophyta; Magnoliopsida; Brassicales; Brassicaceae
Exons: 1
Coding region: 220-591 (123 amino acids)
Source: RefSeq, a predicted model, not a curated record
CGACCGACCACUUCAAAACCCGAAAAGCCCUGAAAUAUUUUAAUAUAAUAAGCUAAAACAAAUAACCCAUUCAAAGCAAAUAGCUUCUCUCCAAAGAUAUACUUCUUUAAAUACACACACUCACACUCAUACAGAGACAUCUAGCUUUCACUUUAACUUCUUGAAAUCUAGGCCUCUAUCAAAACCAGAGAAGAUCAAGAAUUAUAAGAAGAAGAACACAUGGCGAGAUCACCAUACUACGGCUCAUCGUACUUAGACUACCUCUCUUUCCCAAACCCACAUCUAUGUUUCUUCUUCAUCGUCGUCUUCUUUGUCUUGUCCCUCACAUGGUACUUGAACUACGAGUCCAUCCUCGAAGACACCAUAAGUCAUCUCAAACUCGUCUUCAUGUUCUCCCCUCUCUUCCUCCUCCUUCUACUCCACUUCUUCUCCGGCGGCCUCUCCUUCGACGUCCCCUGGCCGGGUCAGGACUCCAUCCACAGUGCCGGGUCUUCCCCUUGGGGCGUAGCCGCUUUGCUCGUGGUCAUCUUGCUCAUGGUCUGGUACCAGUCAGAUUUCCAGGAGAGGUGGUUCCCCUUUGGGGCUAAAUAGAUUGAUCAACCUAAUUUUCCCUUAAAACUUAUAGCUUCUCUAGCUAGAUAUGUAAUUAAUAGCUAUAUAGUACCCGAAUGUUACGGUGAUACCAGAUAGUAUGUAUUUUCUUAAGAUGAAAAUUUGGUGUGUCA